Molecule: messenger RNA, 903 nt
Organism: Talaromyces amestolkiae
Lineage: Eukaryota; Fungi; Ascomycota; Eurotiomycetes; Eurotiales; Trichocomaceae
Exons: 2
Coding region: 1-903 (300 amino acids)
Source: RefSeq, a predicted model, not a curated record
AUGGACAAACUCCAGACCUUGGUGGUUGAGCCACUCCAACCCAUCCUCAAACCUAUCAGUGACGCCCUGCCCGAGCCAGUGCACGAUGCCAUCAUCUCCCUCAUCGGCUCCCCCUGCCACAGCGCUCUGCUGCUCGAUUUGGACGUCAACAAAGAUCCCAAAUGCACAUCUCUAGCCAUCUCCAAGGCUUUGGGUCUUGCCAUCGUCGGCGCCAGCGCAAUCGUCAAGGUACCCCAAAUCUUGAAGCUUGUCAACUCGCGAUCCUCGGCCGGCGUGUCCUUCAUAUCCUACGCCAUGGAAACCGCGAGUCUUCUGAUCACGCUCUCGUAUAACGUCCGCCAACAGUUCCCCUUCAGCACCUAUGGCGAGAGUGCUUUGAUUGCGGUGCAGGAUGUGGUUAUUGGUGUUUUGGUUUUGUCGUUUGCUGGAAAGCCUGCUGGUGCGGCUGCGUUUGUUGCUGUGGUUGCGGCUAGUAUCUAUGCGCUUUUGUUUGAUGCUACUUUGGUCGAUGCGCACACGCUUUCGCUUUUGCAGGCUGGUGCGGGCGUCUUGGGGGUUGCUAGCAAGCUUCCUCAGAUUUUUACUAUUUACAAGGAGGGCACCACUGGCCAACUCAGCGCAUUCGCGGUCUUCAACUACCUCCUUGGUACUCUGUCUCGUAUCUUCACGACCCUUCAAGAAGUCGACGACAACCUCAUCUUGUACAGCAUCGUGGCUGCCUUUGUCCUCAACGCCGUCCUCGCAAUCCAGAUGGUGUACUAUUGGAACAGUCCAGCAAAGAAGACUGCUGUUCCACCAAAGCAGAACAAGAAGGCAGUCGCAAACUCCCCUGCGGCUGCUCAAGCGUCUGGUGUCUCGCCCAAACCAGCUGGGAAGUCUCCUACUACCCGCCGUCGAGGUUGA